Molecule: messenger RNA, 2232 nt
Organism: Mugil cephalus (flathead mullet)
Lineage: Eukaryota; Metazoa; Chordata; Actinopteri; Mugiliformes; Mugilidae
Gene: krt1-c5
Product: keratin, type 1, gene c5
Exons: 9
Coding region: 132-1406 (424 amino acids)
Molecular function (GO): structural molecule activity
Source: RefSeq, a predicted model, not a curated record
GACAAACACAGCGCUUUGCCUCUGCAGCCGGACUCACCUGUAAAAUCUGGUCCUGAAACACCGGCCGCUCUCACCAUCAAUAACUAAAACCCGACAGAGACGAGCUGCUGCACGACUGAGCUCCAGACACCAUGGCCUCCACCCUCUCCACGCGCAGCUACUCGGUGCGUCAGCCGUCCUUCUCCAGCGUCUCCGUGCGCGACAGCGGCCGCAGCUUCCGCCCGAAGACCUCCACGUCCUCGCUGUCCCUGUCCCGCUCCGUCUCCGUGGGCAACGGCCUCAACAUGCUGGGCUCCGGCCUGUCCCUGAACGGGCUCGGCGUGGGCGCCAGCGAGAAGGAGACCAUGCAGUGUCUGAACGACCGGCUGGCCAACUACCUGGACAAGGUGCGCUCCCUGGAGAGGUCCAACGCCGAGCUGGAGACGAAGAUCAAGCAGGUCAUGCUGGAGAAGACGCCGAAGGGCCACGACAUCGAGGGCAUGAUGGCGCAGGCGCACGCCAUCGGGCAGGAGGUGAGAAAGAAGACCCUGGAAAACGCCCGCAUCAUGCUGGAGAUUGACAACGCCAAACUGGCCGCCGACGACUUCAGGGUCAAGUGGGAGGCGGAGGCCGCCCUGUGCCAGUCGGUGGAGAGGGACUGUCAGGCUCUGAGGAGGGCGAAGUCGGACCACGACCAGAUCAUCGGCACCCUGCGGGGAGACCUGGACAGCCUGAAGGAGGAGCUGUACUUCCUGAAGAAGAACCACGAGGAGGAGAUGAGCUCCUUGAAGUCACGUCUGGCCAACGAGCAGGUGAACGUGGAGGUGGACGCGGCUCAGGGCCCCGACCUCGGCGCCAUCAUGGCCGAGCUCAGGGUCCAGUACGAGGGCAUCGCCCGCAAGAACAAGGAGGAGGCCGAGGCCUGGUACCUGAAGAAGUUAGAGGCCGUGCAGUCGGAGGUCAAAGAAAGCAACGAGGCGCUGCGUUGCGCCCAAGGCGAACUCGGCGAGAGGCGGCGUUUCCUGCAGGCUCUGGAGGUCGAGCUCGAUAACCUUCGCAAACAGGUCUCCGUCCUGGAGGGAAACCUGGGAGAGACGGGACAUAAAUACUCCGUGGAGAUGGACCGUCUUCAGGCCACGCUGACGCAGCUGGAGGACGAACUGUCUCAGCUGCGCUUGGACAUGCAGCGCAACAAGACCGAGUACGAACAGCUGCUGCGCAUCAAGCAGAACCUGGAGAUGGAGAUCGCCACCUACAGGAGGCUGCUGGAAGGAGAGGAAGUGGUGAAAGAAACGCCUCCGCCUCCCAAAAAAGAACCUGACGUGAGAACCAGGAAGAUCGUAAAAGUCGUCACUCAGACCAUGAUCAACGGGAAAGUGGUGGACGAGUCCAGCGAGGUGGAGCAGAUCGAGGAGCGCAAGAAAUGAGCUAACGAGACGGAAGUUUCCCUUAAAUCCAACGUGCCCAACACUGACCAGAGAUCAAACUCUCAUCAUUCAUACUUUGUGUUUUUUAAAGGCUGCAGAUUAACAAAUUUAUACUAAAAAAAAAGAACUGAAAAUGUAGUUUUCUUCUUCACUUAAUCUAUUCUUAUUUUUUAGUCAACUCUCAAGGUUUUACCACAUUAAGUUUAUCAGUUGAUUCAACAUGUUGCACUGUUCUGUCCAUCAUUCAGAUAUAAAGUCCUAUUUGAGAAUUUCAUUACGUUUUCGAAGCAAAUCACUUUUCUUCAUGUGUUCACUAAAGCUUCGUUAUUCAGAUUUUCCUGACAUUUGCAGUAAAUCAUGACUUUCUUCUGUUUCCCGUGGACUUUCAUCUUCUUUCGUGAUGAAAAGGAGUUUCACUCUGAGAUCAUCAACAUGUUAAAAACAUUCAAGAUGGCAGCACAGAUUUCUUUGCUGUCUAUGCUACGAGUUAGAUGAGACAAAGCUAGUUAGCACAGUUUAGCUUAGCAUCGAGACUGGAAACAAAGGGCGUGCAGCUAGCCUGUGAAGCUGUUAUAUCUUGUCUGUGUGUUUAAGUGUUUAUGCUAACAAGCUGCUAGCUUUAGCUUCACUUCAUCCAACUUUUAGCAUUAAAAGCAAAUAUUUGUCAUUACUGUUGAACUUCUUGGUUUUAUACAUGUUGCAGAGAAACCUGCAGUAGCCUUUUCUAAACCAGCGGGAGAAUCGGUUUGUAGUUUUUUAUCCUAAAAAUAAAUGAAUCAACCAAAGCGGCUGCACAGUGUCAAUAAAGAACAGUGUUCAAAAUGUG